CCUCCUCUCCCUCCCUCGCUCUCUCUCUCUCUCUCUCUCUCUCUCUCUCUCUGAGCAACACACACUCACACUGAUACUGUCUGUGCUUUCUAUCGCCGUGCCAGCCUUCCAGAGAGCACAGACAGGCUGAAAGAAACACUCACAGAGAGGCAGCUUAUAUAACAGCAGCUCUGGGGAAAUGCUGGAGCCUCAGCCGAGCAGAGGAGACCUUCACUGGACGGUCAGAGCCGGAGAAAAGAGCGAUGAGAACGGCGUGACGCGGAUCGCACGGUGCAGAGAUGAAGCUUUUCCCUGAGGAUCAUCCUGGAUUCAGUGACCACAGCCUCGGAUAUUAAACCCCCUCUCUCCAGGGGUGACACAUCCAUUGUUCCUCUGCUACUGUUGGACUCUGUGCUGAUGAAGAACCGAGACACAAUGUCUACAGUGCCGCCAGAUGCUGCAGGUCUUUCCCAGAUUAUGAAGUUGUAAGUAGGUUACAGAUCUCCUCCUUCCUGAUCCAUGCGAUGGCUCUCCUCCUCUGAGGUGAGAGACAGGAAGCAGGAUGGCGGCGCCCCUCUGCAGACUGCACUGUCUGCUGAAGCGAGCGCACAUGCUGCUGCUCUGCCUGGGCAUCGCCUACCUGAUGGCGGGCAGCGUCCUGCUCCUGCAACGCUCCAGCGUCAGAGUCGCACAGCAGACCCUCGCCAGCCUGCCGCCGCUGCUGUCCCUGGCAGCUCCUCCGACCGCCCUCAGGACUGUCGGUCUGGGCAUGAGAGCUCGCUCCAGAUGGGCCGUUCAGCCCGUGUCCGCAGGGGGAGCCAAGGCAGGGAGACACUGGCCCUCGUCCCAGAACCUCGGGGUCCAACACUUGCAUCGCCGCUGGUUUCAUAAUCUGCUGCCAGACAGUCCAGAGCAGAGAGUCUCUCUCCGCAGGAACAGCCGACAGAAAGGAACCUACAUGGGCUGCUUCCUGCACAACGCCACCGAUCGAGCCCUGGGAGGAACGAUGCUUUAUGACCUGCGCAAAAUGACCAGCUCUCUGUGUCAGGACACCUGCUCAGAAAGUGGGUACCAGUUUGCAGGUCUGGAGUAUGGAGCUGAAUGCCACUGCGGGAACCGGAUCAGCAGCCCUCGGGCUCCCGAGGAGGAUUGUAGUCUGGUGUGUCGGGGGGAGAGGGGGUCUCCCUGUGGCGGUGUGGGCCGACUCUCGGUCUAUAAAGUGGAGGAGCAGCUGCCCGGGCACAGAAAGUUCAGAAAUGUUCACUAUCGAGGUUGCUUCAAGCUGCCGAAGAACACCCUCACCACCUUCCCUAUCUACUCGUCUCAGCCCAACCUGACCAUCCAGGCCUGCAUCGAGACCUGCACAGACAAGGAGCUCCCGCUGGCUGUGUUCAUGAAGCCCCGUUGUUUCUGUACGUGGACGUCGUCUCUGUUCAGCCUCAGCCAGCAGUCUGACAGCCAGCAGUGUGCAGGAAACACUGCUGUGAACUACACCAGCGUCUCCACACCAGCAGCCCCCACUGAGCACGACUACUACCAGGUGUACCACACACCUGUGCUGGACUCCAGGUGCAAAGAGCGGAUGUUUCUCCCUCAGCGGUCCAGCUCCCUCGUGGCUCUGUCUAGUUUUCCUGGUGCAGGGAACACCUGGGUACGGCACCUGAUCGAGCUCGUGACCGGCUACUAUACUGGCAGCUUCUACUUCGAUGGCACACUGUACAACAGAGGUUUCAAAGGAGAAAAGGAUUACUGGAAGAGCGGCCGCAGCAUCUGUGUGAAGACUCACGAGAGCGGUCAGAAGGAGAUCGAGAUGUUUGAUUCCGCCAUCCUGCUGAUACGUAACCCGUACCGCUCCCUCAUGGCCGAAUUCAACCGCAAGUGCGCCGGACAUUUAGGACACGCCACCGACUCGCAGUGGAAGAGCAAAGAGUGGCCAGAGUUUGUCUCCAGUUACGCCCCCUGGUGGGCGUCUCACGCUCUCAGCUGGUUGAAGUUCGGGCGCCGCCUGCUGGUGGUUCACUACGAGGAGCUGCAGCGGGCUCUCCUCCCUCAGCUCCGCGUCAUCACAGACUUUUUGAACAUCUCCAUGACCGAGGAGAGGCUGCUGUGUGCUCAGACCAACCAGGACGGACAUUUUAAACGCUCGGGGCCCCAGAGGCCCUCGUUUGACCCCUUCACUCCGGACAUGAGGGACAUGAUCGACCCGUUCAUCCGCUCUGUUGACCAGGCACUGCAGAGCAGGAACUUUAGCAGACUCCCACAGGAAUACUUACCCAGAUGAUGAUGAUUUGAACGGGUCGAAGACAUUUUAAUGACUGUAGAGAGAGAGGUUCUUCAUGGGGAACCUGAACACUGUCUGAUGUUGGGGGACCACCUGACUCUUUGAUAACAUACACACACACACACACACACACACACACACACGCACACACGCAUACACACACACACUCUCACACACACACACACACACGCACACGCAUACACACACGCACACGCACACACACACACACACUCUCACACACACACACACACACACACUGUGAACUGUGCAGAGUCAUGGACACACACUGGAGGUCACAGGAGAAGACAUAAGGUUUCAAAGUGAAUCUUCUGGUGAACAGUGUGAAGACCUCAGACAGGGUCCGCCUCUCUGAGAGCUGUAAACAUGUCAGAGGCUCAGAAAGGAUUUGACGUGAUUUGUCGGCCUGCAGUCGGAUUAUCCAGCAAAGUGCCGACUGCACAAAAUAUAAGUGUGUUAAUCCGCGCUGGACUCAAUCUGGAUGAAGAGGGUUUUUCUUACGCUCUUUUCUCUUUUCACUUUAGGACAGUUAAUGUGUUUUUAAACAUACAGUAUACCCAUGAUAAUAAAAAAGUGAAACUUCUUACUAACAACGAUGACAACCGCUGCAUCAGCUUUACUCGGAUUAAACUGAAUUAGUGGGAAUCUGCUGGAUGCGACAGGUUUGCAAUCGUGCUGGAUUAAAGCCUCAGAGCUGCCACACGAGGCUGAAGGAGUCUCCAUGAUUAAAGUUCAUGAACUCUAAAAAUAUGAUUUCUUCCUUCUGCUCUGAAAUGUCAAAGAACAGCUGUUUCUCUGAGUGCUUUAUUUCAUUAAAUCCAUUCAGUUGUUUACA
This is a messenger RNA of Labrus mixtus (cuckoo wrasse), 3113 nucleotides long. It is a transcript of the gene wscd1b, whose product is annotated as WSC domain containing 1b. Gene Ontology annotation, molecular function: sulfotransferase activity. The transcript is spliced from 9 exons. The coding region runs from base 542 to 2260 and encodes 572 amino acids. The record is from RefSeq and is a predicted model, not a curated record. NCBI's taxonomy places the organism in Eukaryota, Metazoa, Chordata, Actinopteri, Labriformes, Labridae.